This is a messenger RNA of Drosophila eugracilis, 1605 nucleotides long. RefSeq lists its product as uncharacterized. The coding region runs from base 179 to 559 and encodes 126 amino acids. The transcript has 2 exons. NCBI's taxonomy places the organism in Eukaryota, Metazoa, Arthropoda, Insecta, Diptera, Drosophilidae. The record is from RefSeq and is a predicted model, not a curated record.
UCGAUAGGCGUCUUACCAUCCCUACCACCUACGCGAAAGGUUUUGUCUUGUUGCUUUGUGUGAUUCUCGAAUCACUCUUCUGCGUCUGCGUCCCGUUCUCGUGGCCAAAAAGAAAGGAAGUCGAUCAAACCAUUUUCAUUUCUCGUUCGUACUCGAGUAAAUUUAAAUUAAAAUAAAAAUGUCUCGCAGUUCGUACCUGCUGUGUUUGCUGUUUUUAGGCGCCAGUUGCAUGAUUUUUAGUGCGAGUGCAGCGCGGAAUUAUCGGAGGGGUUACAAGACCACUGAGCCACCCACAACGACGCCACCCCCAUUGACGCCCAAGGAAUAUUUGGACAGCCGACCAGGAAUCUCAACUUUCGGCAUCAUCGCUAUAAUCUUCACAGUUAUCGUUCUGUGCCUGAUUUUCUACUACGGCAUUAUUUGUUACCCCUUGCUCUGUCGCGAUGAGAAGAAAUAUCGGUUUAUGGACGUAUCCUCGACGAUUACCGCCGCCACAUCGCGUUCUAUUCAGUCCAUAGAGAAUUAUCCCGACCAGAAACACCACCAUACGUUGGCCUGAUUUAAGGUCUAGAUAUAGAGGAUCGUGGUUUAGUUGUACUUUUAUUUAGUAAUUCGAAAAAGACUUAUGCCAGCCAGAAAUGAAAAUCCAUACAGAUUUUAGGUCCUAAGACUAACUGACAAGAAAUAUCUCAAAUUGUGAAAUUUUAUUUUCGAGAUUGUGGAAAAAGAAGACUUGACUUAUAUGGUUUAGGGUUAUUCGUUUGGAAAAUAUAUUAUCUCAAGUAGAGUCAAAGUUUUAAUAGUUGUGACGAAGAAGUUACAGAUAAAAAAAAAUCUUGAUUUUUUAAAGAAUAUGAUUUCGUGUAAAAUUAAACAUUUCUUGACAGUUAAUGUUAGGUCUACACGUAGCAAUAACCAGUUGAGGAGUUUGCUGGAAAGGGAAUUAAUCAUUCAUAAUUGUAAAUUGGGUUUCCUUCGCAUCUCCGACCGUUUCUUUAUCUGUUGUUUCUUUUAAUCCCAGGCUCAACAAGUUUUGCCUGUCCUCCGACCAUUUCUCUCUUCUCCCUUCUUCUUUUUAUGCAGGUAGUUUUAGCCGUUUACCAACCGAUUUGUUCCUUGCCCGUUUAUUUUUUGGACAAAGCCUAAGUGUGGCAAUUGAGUCACGUUACUUGGUUCUUUCUUACGAAGCCCAAAAAAUUUUGCCGCUCUUUUAUAACGUGUUCUUUUAGCCCAAUUUGCAUACUGAAUCGAAUCGUAUUAACCGACGAACUCUUUGUGAUGCCUCGAAUUUUCCCAUACGCUACUAAUGCAAGUCCCCAUCCCUUCAAUCACAGGUUGUACUUAAAUGGAAACCAAGUACUUAAUAAAUAUAUCAUGCCAAUCAUAGUAUAAGCGCCAAUCUGCCACCACGAAUACAUUUAAGAACUCUUCAAUUUGUGCAUUUAGACCAGAAUGAGUAUCCUUCUAUACAUUGUGUCAAAAUACGUCUUUAGACGUUACUUUUAAUUAAGACUAUCCAAUUUUAUAUAUACAAAUCUUUUUUGGACAUUUUAUGCCAAUUUUUACAUAGAAUAAAAGUUUUUGCCGUAGCCAACGGUAUAACGA